AUGACCUCGGACGGUGGGGCGAAACUACGCCGGAUCAUAGACGACGAGGACCAGUACUUCGCGUCGAUUCGCAUCGAGAAGUUGAUCGUCAGCAGCUCAGCAUCGGGGCCGUUCCUUUUGCGCAUCGGAGCAUACUCUGACUCCAUCUCGUACGUCCAAUAUCGAGACACGGUGUUCCAGCUGCCUUCCGGAAGCACCAUCACCCAACUCUACAUCGGUGGCAGUGGAGCUCUGCGAACAUUCACCGCCGGCCAGAACGGUGCCCUAGAGCGACUGUCCAUUGCAGACUGUCUGUUCGAUCGACUCCCGCCAACUCUGGGAAAUAUGGUUAGUUUGCAGCGUCUGGCUAUCAACAAAUGCCUUCUGACCGGGUUGCGAAUGGACAUGCUGGCCGCAAAUCGCAAUCUGAGGGAUGUCGAUCUGGCCGAGAACAAGAUUCGGCAGCUCUUUCCGUUGACCGCUAACAAGGAUACUGCCGAGUUGACCGUUGCGACAAUAAACCUUGCGAAUAACCAAAUCGAACUGCUCGAUAUGGCGGUAUUUGCUUCUCUGACGGAGCUGAAACGGCUCAAUCUUCGCAACAACGGAAUCACUCAGCUCGGAGCUUCCGCUCCUAUAAUCUUUCCCAGUCUAACGAGUCUUUUAGUGAGUUACAACAAAAUCUCUUCGGUUAAUCUAGCAAACGUUACAUUCUCUGAGUUGUCCUUGGUCAACCUGGACGAGAACGCUCUUACGAAUGUGCCGACUCAAUUGGGCAAAUUUCCCAACCGGCUCGUGCUGUCGCUCGCACAGAACAAACUUAAACGGGUUGAUCUAAGCAUGCUGCGCCCUAUAAGCUCGACGCUAGAGCAAGUCUUCUUUUCGAGCAAUGAAAUCGAAUUUGUCCACGCCAGCACCCCAAUCACAAUGCCCCGGCUGAAGCUGUUGGUACUCGAGGAAAACCGGUUAACGACGAUCAACCUGACUGGAUGUGAACUCCCCAAUAUCAGCGCAAUCGGGCUGUCCAACAAUUUGUUUAGAACCGUUCCAACGCUUUUCCAGCGUUUCCCAAACGUGCAGCUGUCUCUGGAUGGCAAUCCCCUUAAAUGCAGCACCCUUCUGUCGCUGAAAAACCGACUUACCGAGGCACGUCUCAUCAUAAACACCAUUCGGAUCACAGACCAAUGCCCCACAAACGGCUCGAUUCCCUACAAUAACAAAAAUAAAGCUUGUUGUUUCAACUAA
Anopheles coustani is the source of this 1224-nucleotide messenger RNA. Its product is annotated as chaoptin-like. The transcript has a single exon. The coding region runs from base 1 to 1224 and encodes 407 amino acids. Gene Ontology annotation, cellular component: extracellular matrix. Gene Ontology annotation, molecular function: protein binding. The record is from RefSeq and is a predicted model, not a curated record. Lineage: Eukaryota; Metazoa; Arthropoda; Insecta; Diptera; Culicidae.